Molecule: messenger RNA, 3204 nt
Organism: Aspergillus niger
Lineage: Eukaryota; Fungi; Ascomycota; Eurotiomycetes; Eurotiales; Aspergillaceae
Exons: 4
Coding region: 1-3204 (1067 amino acids)
Molecular function (GO): protein binding
Source: RefSeq, a predicted model, not a curated record
AUGGCUCUCUUCCUGGCAGUCACCAUUCUCUGGGCUCUAAUCUGGCUGCUGUACCGUGCGUGGCAGGUUUGCCAGACCCCGAACGACGUCCUAGUUGAAAAGCUCGGUCUGGAUAUUCCUCCGCCACCAGAAGUCACCCUCGAAGAGAUCACCGCCCGUGAAAUUCGCAUCGCUUGGAAACAACCCGAAUUUCACAAUUCCAUCCACAAGCACAUCAUCCAACUGAACGGCAUCAAGGUGGGCGAAUCGAAACGAGCGGAAACUGCAGUCGAAAUCCUGAACUUGGUUCCCGGAAGUAUAUAUCAUAUUUGCGUUCUUUCAGUUAGUGCCGCAAACUUCCAAACCCCAAGUGCAAUCAUCCAUGUGCGCACAAAGUCUCUGCCCUUGUCGCAAACCCAACAGAAUGCUAAGGUCGGCAACCCUACCAUUCGGGCGUCCAUCCCCCGGUCUACCGCUGGUCUUGCUGCUCCCUCGGCCCCCGUGAUGUCUCGGGAGCACAGCGGCGGACAGCUCCAAGCAAAGCGAUCUUCAGCCGGCCGGAAGCCGUCUCCUGCAGCGAGCGGGACGGAGGUCUCGCAUGGCCAGGCGGAGGAGACACAGAAGAGCGCCACGAAUGAUGAUCACGACGAGACCCUUGAACAACUCGCCGACCGAUUGAAAUCCCUGCAGCACGAGAACGAGACCGUCGAGAAGCAAACCACCGAUGAAGAAGAGGAGCACAUUGCUCUUCUGAAGGAACUCGAGAAACAGCGUGACGACUUGAAAAAGCGGGUCAAGGAAAAGGAUGAAGCGAGUGGCGACCUGAAGAAGCACGUUUACAAGCUGGAAAGUGUGAAUCGUACAGUGCAGAGUGAGAAGGCGAAGCGUGAAAGACUCCUGCAACAGAAGGAGUCUGAACGUAAGAAGCGCAAGUCCGACAUCGUCCGGUGGCAGGAGCGGGUUGAAAACAUGAACCGUGAAGCAGCGGAAUCGAGAGAGGAAAAGACACGGCUGGAAGAAGAGGGGAAGCAGCGUGGAGAUGAGAUUCGGGAGAAGAUUGCCAAGGAACAGGCAGAGAUGAAGGUCAUCGAUGACGAAAUCCAAGACAAGGGCGGGCGUGUCAAGAAGCUCGAGGAGGAGAGGCAAAACCACCAGGAAGCAGAUAGCGAGGAUGGAAAGGAGUUGGAUCGCAUUGACAAUGAGCGAGCCCGGCAGUGGGAGAUCAAAUUGAGCAAUCUUCACGCUCGCUAUGCUACCCUCGUCAACCUUCACACCCAGGCUCAGCAGCAGUACCAGGAAGCGCAGGAGCGCCUGAAGUGGCUAACCACCCAACGUACCGGCAGCACAGGUCCCUUUUCUCUCCCAGCUCUCGAUCUUGAUCUCUCCAACACUGCGACUAUCCGCCCACGUCGACACCGCAGCUCACUCGCCAGUAAUGUCUCAUCUCCGAUGAAUUUCACGGCCUUAGAGCCAUCAUUUCCCGGCGGCAUUAGCUACAACCCUCCUGCCACUGGGUCUCCCACCUUUGGCCCGACUUCUGCCUUCUUCAACAUCAACAAUGGAAUGACCCUCCCGAGCCUUUCGGGCCAGUCUGAUAGUACGCGAGGAUACUCGGAUAUGUCGCUUGGAAACCCUCAGAUGAGCCCUCGUGCCGACGCACUUCUCCCGUCCGAUCUUCUCGGGGAUGAGGAGUCUCCCGAACUCCCUCGUCCGGCCAUCCGUUCUCGCUUUUCCAACCUCGAGCAGCCAAGCACUGCGCUAGAGUUUCCCCAUGGGCCACCUUCACCAGACUCUACCGGAAGCAGGCCGGAAAGCCUCUUUGCGAGUCCGGAGGACCAGACCCUGCCUAAAGAUGUUGAAUCGCAACCAGUGAACUUGGAUGUAGGCGAGGCACCGAAGAGUGCGUCGCGCAGGCUUUCGGGGCUCUUUGGCUUCCACCGACCUCGCGGCAAGACACUGGCAGAUGAGCCACCUCUACUGGGCAGUUUGAAGCCAGGACAAAGUCAGUCGUUCCCCCGUAAUCUGGAGGAGAUGGAUCCCAUAGGGGCUAGACGGCGUCGGCUGAGCUAUACAGGCAACUGGGCGAACCCGAUGUCUCUGUUCCCCAGGAGCAACACAGCAGGUGUUACAACAGACAGCUCCUCCGACCAUCUUCCCUCGCGUCGUGCGGGCAUUUCCAGCAUUUUCUCAUCCAGCCGAUUUGGAUUUGGCGGCGGACACGGUCUGCUCAAGUCCAGUGAGAAUUCCGAUCAAAGCACAGGAUACAAUCAGUUCAGUCCUCGUCAUGAUCCAAUUGAUCCUUCCUCCAUCUUGGGCACAGUACGCCGGGAGUCGUUGUCGCCGCGGCCCUCAUCGACCUUCUCUUUCGAAAACCAGCUUCCUCAUCCCUCCACCGAUAAUCGUCACUUUGGUUGGCCAUCAGCAGAAAAGCAAGGCCAUCGGAGUCCUUUGGGUUUUGACUGGACCUCCCCGUCGACUUGGUCCCGGGUGCAGUCGCGCCGGCCAUCUACACAGUACGGCUCAUCGGGUCACUUACCUUUAGGCCUUACCGGAGAACCAGACUUUCUUCAGGAUUCGUUCGAGAGACAAGGUCGGCCAUUGCAGGCGCCUAUUGGAACGCGACCAUCAUCUUCUCACCGACCAGUCACCCCGAAGUUGAAUCCUGCAGCGCCUUCCUUCAGGACCAUCUUUGGGAAGCGAUCGGAUAAGAGCAAAGAGAAAGAGGCAGCGAGGGACCGAGAGCUAGAUGCUCCAUUUGACUUUCACAUGGAGGAAGGCUCUCCGUCUGAAUCGCGUACCUCGCGGGAUUCUCGCUCUCUUUCUAUGUACACAGGCGACUCAUACGAAUCCUUGGAACGUAUGCCCUCCGCAGGCUCGCUGGAUAAUGGAAGCUCGAAAGAGUCAUUCAUUCGCAAAAUCACCCGAAAGGGCAGUUCCAGCAAGUUCAGUUCCUGGAAGGACCGAUCAGGGCUCUUCUCCAAGAAGGGUGACCCUUCGCAAGGCGACAUUGACGAAGACGCACACAGCGAGGCGAUGCUUGCCAAGAGUGUGGACAGUACUGUGUCCAGCGCUCCUUCGGCUGACCGGUCAACUCGAAGCAGCCUGGGAUUCUUCAGUCGCAUGUCCAGGAAGUCCGACAAGGCCGCCAGUGAGACGAGCGAGCGCCCCAGUGAGCAUGUUAGCGAGGCUGAGGAUGAAGAGGCAGCGGAGGAGGUCCAAGCAUGA